Molecule: messenger RNA, 2947 nt
Organism: Amphibalanus amphitrite
Lineage: Eukaryota; Metazoa; Arthropoda; Thecostraca; Balanomorpha; Balanidae
Product: metalloendopeptidase OMA1, mitochondrial-like
Exons: 7
Coding region: 1112-2251 (379 amino acids)
Biological process (GO): protein quality control for misfolded or incompletely synthesized proteins; mitochondrial protein processing
Cellular component (GO): mitochondrial inner membrane
Molecular function (GO): metalloendopeptidase activity
Source: RefSeq, a predicted model, not a curated record
GCUUGGGGGAAGUUGAACUUUGAAGUGGGAACGAAAAUUGUGGCAGUUUGUGCAUACUUUCCUUUUUUGCUGUGCGAAUAAGCGAAAAAUUGUAGUGAAAAUAGUUCAGUUCAUGCAAGGCCCUAAAACAAAAGUUCAUGCAUACCAUUUAAAAUCGUGAGUCAGAGUAGGAAGUGAACUGUGUUGGUGUAACUUAACUUCAACUUUGCAUGUAGUUGCCCGUGUCAGUUGGUGACUUACCUACCAGGGAAAUAAGCUAAUAUUAGAGCGCUCUAUUAAAUGAUUUUGCUCCAUGUUGAAGAGAUACCCUAAAAGUGUGACCUUUUAUUGGCCUUAACGCAGCAAGGCAACACUUCUCAGUUCUCUGACCAGUGAAUCAGAAUGGUACCGCUAGAAAGAUAAUUUGUCAAAUAUUAUCAUACACCAGAAAAAGUCAAAAUCAAAAUUGAAAUGUUUCUCAAGUGAAGAAAUCAGUCCUAAGCAUAAGUUAAAUAUUGAUCCUAUUUUGCCACCAGCAUUAAAAAUAGAUCCCCAUUCACCUGAUAAGCUAGAAAUAAUGCUGGCUUGUGAUGCUCAAACAGAAAUAAUUUUCUCACAAUCAAAUUUUGUUAUUAUUUUUUAAACAAAAGGUUAUGUUUCAGAAAAGAGGCUGAUUUUAUGUGGAGAUAUGUUUGUAAUGUUGUAUUUGUAUUACAACCAUUACUCAUUCAACCAAUAUCAGCCCAACAAUUGGCUAUAAUGCCAUGUGUAAGCUUCCAGUCAUUUGUUGAAUAAUUCUGGAAAGUGGUGAGAUCUUUUUAAAAUCUGGUUCAAUCCAUUGUCUUGCAACAAAUAAUGGCCUUGGCUCAUGGCAUGGCAUUGUCAGCAUAUGGAGCUAUAUACCUAACCUUACAAAGCUUACUUCCAUCCAACCUUUUCUCUUUACAUAGACUGAGACCAGCAUCAUGGAUUCCUUUGAUUGCCAUUGACUGAGUGAUAUGAGACAAUAGACAUCAUCAUGAUAUCCUUAUUGUGUUGUGAAAUCUGGACUUCUGGAGAGUGUUUUCUAUAUUGUGCAAUAGCCAGUAAACAUAUUAUACCGCUACUUUGUAAGUCAUGACGUACAGUUUGAAUGAAUUACACUAGCUUCUACAACACCUAUGUGUUACAGGUCCUUAUUUUCCAGCGGCUCAGUCACCGUUCAUCAGCACUCAGUAUGCUGAGUGUGGCCCGGGGCCUGGCGGCGCGGACCGGUCGGCUGACGGCCUGCAGCGGCGACCGGUGCGUGCUCGGGCCGGCCGGGCGGUGCCAGAGGGCGGCCGCGCUGCGCACCUCGGCACCCCGGCCGGCGCCGCUGCCGCCGGCGGUGUGGCUGGUGCUGCGACCCAUCACCAAGCUGGCGGCCGUGCUCUUCGGCAGGGCGUACCGAAAGUGGUGGCAGGCGCUGCCCAAGAACAAGCGGGCCGUGUUUAUGGCCAGUGUGCGCAGAAAUCGCCGCAAAAUCGCCGCCGCGUCGGCGCUGGUGGGAGGACUGUCGCUCAACUACUACUACUCGCACCUUCAGACCACGCCCGUCACGGGACGUACCCGAUUCGUAGCCUUCACGCCCGAGCAAAUCGUGAAAAUCUCGCAGGAAGGCUUUGAAAUGAUGAUCGAGGAGCACGCGAUGGACACCCUACCUCCGGACCACGGCUUUUACCGGACCGUGGUACGCGUGGCGAACCGUCUCCUGUCUGCCAACAGAGACCUGGCAGAGAUGCAGCGGGACUGGGCCGUCACUGUGGUGGCAGACGACGCGCACGUCAACGCCUAUGCCAUGGAGUGUGGCAACAUAGUUGUGUUUACGGGAAUGCUGCUGAUGUGCGACAAUGACGAUCAGCUGGGCUGUGUUUUGGGCCACGAGAUGGCGCACACCGUCCUGGGGCACUCGGGUGAGCGUUUGAGCAAGGCGCACCUGCUGGACCUGUUGAUGAUCCUGCCGCUGGCCGCCAUCUGGGCCUUCCUGCCCAACGACGGCAUCAGCGUGUUCGCGCACUGGUUCUUCCGGCAGAUGGUCACACUGCUGGGCGACCUGCCGCACAGUCGCGCUCUGGAGACGGAGGCGGACGAAGUCGGCCUUCAUCUGGCUGCUAGGUGUCACCCGAUGCCGGAGCGGGACCCGAGAGCUGUUGUGGAGGAAUUCCGUAAAAUGCUGCUGGAGCAGGCCGCAGCCAGACGACCGCACCCGAAGAGCGUGCCUCUUGAACUACCUCGCGCCGGCUCCGGUGGAUAGCUAACUACAAUUAUGACUGUGUUCAACCGAAACAUACCCUGCACCUGCCAGCAAGCGCAGAGGAAACUCGGUCACUGCCUUACUUUGUGAGUACGAGACGAAGAGAAUCAGGUUGGAAAAGCGGCUUGCCACGGAGUUCCUAUGAUUCGGCUUCCCGUACGAAUACAUACCUCCAAUAUCGCUGGGCUCAAAUUUCACGCUGCACGAGUCUGUGGCGCGUCGAAAACUGCAUUUAAUUCGACCGUACUGUGCUCAUUGUUCUCCCUCGAAACUACCAUCCAGAGUAGCUCAGGACAUAUAAUGCCACGACUGAGUGUCGCCAGUCCUUUCGCAGAUGUGAUAGUGCAAUCUGGUGCGUGUAGUAGAUGGUGAUUGGUGCAGCUGCUGGACUGUGCUUUGUUGGUGAUUGGAUGAACCUGGUGAUAACGUUUUAGUCUAUUUUAUAGACGUGGUGUGACGCUUUAAGAAGUGAGUGCGGUUAUAGUGAAUUUGAGGUAAUGAAGGUCGUUGUUAAAGUUGUUGAGACCGAGAUUUACUGUUUGUUGAAGACCCUGUGCGAAACACGUAUUGUGAGUGCGAUUCUAACUAGGUUGACUGGUCACAACCACUCCAUGAACGGAUGAAUUGUGUGCUAUUUAACGUUUGAUUUGGAAUGAAUUAUUUUAGCCUGUUUGAAUAAACCGUGUAAGAAUCUUG